CAUUGGCGGCGGCGGCGGCCGGAAGCGGAAGCGCUGCCGAGUGGCGGCGGGCGGCGGAGGGAGCGCGGCGGCGGCGGCGGGGCUGCGGUGUGCCCGCGGGCCAUGGGGAGCUGAUUGUUUUGGAUCCUCAGAACCCCAAGAAGAAGCAAGACCUAGACAAGCUUUAUGAUCUAAAAGCUAAAGCCCAACAGAUUAUGAACCAGUUUGGCGCAUCUGCCUUGAUCAACCUCUCCAACUUCUCCUCAAUCAAGCCAGAACCAGCCAGCACCCCCCCACAGAGCUCCAUGGCCAACAGCACCACUGUGGCAAAGAUGCCAGGAACGCCCAGUGGAGGAGGGCGGCUCAGUCCUGAAAGCAACCAGGUUUUAACCAAGAAGAAAUUGCAGGACCUGGUGCGUGAGGUGGAUCCGAACGAGCAGCUGGAUGAAGAUGUGGAAGAGAUGCUGCUACAGAUCGCUGAUGACUUCAUUGAGAGUGUGGUAACAGCUGCCUGCCAGCUCGCACGGCACCGCAAGUCCAACACUCUGGAAGUCAAAGAUGUCCAGUUGCACCUUGAGCGCCAGUGGAAUAUGUGGAUCCCGGGCUUUGGUUCUGAAGAAAUCAGGCCCUACAAAAAAGCCUGCACUACAGAAGCUCACAAACAGAGAAUGGCACUGAUCCGCAAAACGACCAAGAAAUAGCCCCUGGACAGAGCCGGAGACACCACCAGUGCAGUUUGGGAUUCCUGCCGCUCACUGAAGCCUCCAUGAUGUCACCUGUGGGAUAUUUUUUUAAUGCUUUACAGAGAAGCAUCUAUUUUUAUUAACGGUGCAGCAAUAUCUUGACUUGAUGAGGAGACCUGCCAAAAACAUUCUACGCCCUGUUCUCGUUACUCCUCAGAAUGCGACAUAUCUCAAACAGACUUUUAUUUGUGACUUGAAAGUGGUUUAUAGUACAAGUGAUUAUCCAAGGGACAGAGCAUUUGAUUGUGUGUGGGACAGUAUUAGAAGCAUCUGUAGAGGUUUUUUGUUUCCUCCUUCCUGCCCCUACCUGCUCCAGUACUUUGUAAUGUCAGUGUUUAUAUAAAUACUUGCAUUUGUUUUACAUGAAUAAAGAAAUUAUUCUAAGCUGCUGUGCUCUUCAAGCAGCAUUGCACAGGGAAGGUCCCUGUCA
Molecule: messenger RNA, 1152 nt
Organism: Passer montanus (Eurasian tree sparrow)
Lineage: Eukaryota; Metazoa; Chordata; Aves; Passeriformes; Passeridae
Gene: TAF12
Product: TATA-box binding protein associated factor 12
Exons: 6
Coding region: 195-680 (161 amino acids)
Biological process (GO): RNA polymerase II preinitiation complex assembly; DNA-templated transcription initiation
Cellular component (GO): SAGA complex; transcription factor TFIID complex; SLIK (SAGA-like) complex
Molecular function (GO): protein heterodimerization activity; TBP-class protein binding; DNA binding
Source: RefSeq, a predicted model, not a curated record